UCCGAGACACCUAAACUGCUAAAAUUCUUUAAAAAAUUAAAUUGGGUCCAAUUAUGCACUGUUUUCUCCACUACCCACAUGACCAAAAAUUCUAUGGUUAGAUACCCAAGUGGUGAAAAUGUCAAAAUCCAGCCUGAUAAUGAGGCAUGAAAUCUAUGUGUGAAUUUCUAGUGUUUUUGUUUUUGGAUGUUGGUUUUCUUUGUUUUUUUGGAAAAUUGUGUAUGAUAAUGUAUAACGUGUGGAUCAUCAUCCCGGAGCCCUAAUGUCUACAGUUUGUGCGUUGCAAUGGAUAUGCAUGAGAGAAUAAAAUUGCAGUUCCCAGAUGAUGGGUUCUUCUCCCUCCUCCGGGCAGCAAUGAAUGGCUUCAAGGAAAUGAGUUGAUCUUGUGAACAGAAGAAACCGGAGGGCCAGGACUCCUUAUACGUACUGGAUUCAUGCACUCAGGUAAAAUGACUGUACAAGUGGAUAUGGGUAUUAGACGGUUGCAUACAUUACCAGUCCUAUGUGGUAAAGUCGACUGGGCAUCAGACCUGAAGCACCCCGAGUUCACAUUAGCAUCUGAGAUGGUGCAUUUGAAUGGAAUGCAUAAACUUAAAUAUACUAGUCUGCGGGAUAUCAUUCCUUGUUCUCCAACAAAUUUAGCAUCUCCUCGCAGGGAACCUAAUUGGUGUACUAAUGUAUCCAUAAGAAACAAUUUAGUCAAGCAUGCAGCCCUUGCAUAUCUUCAGCCAAUGGUAACUGAGAACAACAAUGAUGAUGAUUUUUUUGUCAGGUGUUUGCCAGUUUUCUCAAACAAUGGACUGUUUUCUUCGAGCUUCAAGGACUACAUUUUGACUCCAAUUGAUGCUUGUAUUGGCUUUUUCACGACCCAAAUUGUCUCAAAUUUGAUUGACACUUUCGACUAUCUUGCGGGACAGUUUGGAAGAAUAUUUCGACCCAGAGCAUCAAAGAAAUAAACACUCUGGAGCUGAUGAUUUGGUUGUUUGCAAAUUACAUCAUUCAAAGUCUUUAGAAGAGAACUGGCUAAGAUCAGUAAUGCCAAGCCAUGAUUCCAUGAAAUUUUGCACCUUAUGUACAGUAUUUGUGUGUCUAAAUAAUGUGUCUUCUGCUUCCAUGCAUCUUAUUUGAGAAUCUUCCCUCUCAGAUGAGGUGGAUUUCAGUGUAUUUAGUCUCUUUUUCUGUAAGAAAGAUCAAUGUUAUCUUCUCAUGACGCACUGUUUAUAAAAUAUUUUUGUACCUGCCGAGUGUGAUUCACAUUCCAGGGAAAUUUGUUUUGUUGCAGGAAUUUUGCAAUAAAUGUAAUGGAUUGUCCCUGAGCCUCAA
Cryptomeria japonica (Japanese cedar) is the source of this 1323-nucleotide messenger RNA. RefSeq lists its product as uncharacterized. NCBI's taxonomy places the organism in Eukaryota, Viridiplantae, Streptophyta, Pinopsida, Cupressales, Cupressaceae. Bases 435 to 956 code for a protein of 173 amino acids. The record is from RefSeq and is a predicted model, not a curated record. The transcript has 2 exons.